Molecule: messenger RNA, 615 nt
Organism: Microthlaspi erraticum
Lineage: Eukaryota; Viridiplantae; Streptophyta; Magnoliopsida; Brassicales; Brassicaceae
Source: the annotation of a GenBank genome assembly
AUGUAUUGUGCUCGGCUGCUAAUCUCUUUGGAUAUUGUCAAUAUGCCUUUGCCUUUUUGGUAUUUCAGGUUUCAAGGCAUUGUACUUCGGAACUGCAGGACCGGUUAUCCUGUGGGGACAAAGCUUCAAGCGAUCAUGACAAGGAUGGCUCUUGGAAUCACUGAUAAACACGCACUCGUUCAAGGAAUGCCGCUUGUACAAGGCAACGAUGAGUACUUCUGGUUUAGUCGUCCUCAGUUGAUUCUCCAUCUCAUUCAUUUCGCUUUGUUUCAGAACGCGUUUCAGAUCACACAUUUCUUCUGGAUAUGGUAUACCUUUGGAAAAGAUUCUUGCUACCAUCCUAACUUCAAGAUUGCUCUUGUGAAAGUAGCUAUCGCAGUAGGAGUCUUGUGUCUUUGCAGCUACGUCACACUUCCGCUUUACGCACUCGUCACUCAGAUGGGUUCACGGAUGAAAAAGUCGGUGUUCGACGAACAAACUUCAAGAGCGCUAAAGAAAUGGAGGAUGGCGGUGAAGAGGAAGAAAGGAGGGAAGUCUAGCACCACCAAGAGACUAGGUGGAGAUGGAAGCGUGAGCCCUACGGUAUCAUCAACGGUUAGGUCUUCUUCUUUGUAA